Molecule: messenger RNA, 669 nt
Organism: Diaporthe amygdali
Lineage: Eukaryota; Fungi; Ascomycota; Sordariomycetes; Diaporthales; Diaporthaceae
Product: glycoside hydrolase family 11 protein
Exons: 2
Coding region: 1-669 (222 amino acids)
Biological process (GO): xylan catabolic process
Molecular function (GO): hydrolase activity, hydrolyzing O-glycosyl compounds
Source: RefSeq, a predicted model, not a curated record
AUGUUCGCCCUUACCAAACUCGUCGUUGCCAUCUCUGCGCUUACUGGGGCACUUGCCGCCCCUACAGCCGAGGCGUCCCCCGAUAGUCCUGAUUUCCAGCUUGGCGGCGACAGCCUCGCCCGUCGUCAGAACUACAACCAGGACUACGUAACUAGCGGGUCUGUCAACUACUCUCCGGCGAGCAACGGAUAUUCCGUUUCUUUCUCCGGCGCUGGGGACUUUGUGGUCGGCAAGGGCUGGACCACCGGCACAAACAGAAACAUCACCUUCAGCGGCUCCACCAGCGCUUCCGGCGGCACCGUCCUGGUCUCAGUCUAUGGCUGGACGACAAACCCUCUGAUCGAGUACUACGUCCAGGAGUACACUUCCAACGGCGCGGGCUCUGCCCAAGGCACCAAGGUCGGCAGCGUGACUUGCGACGGCUCCACCUACGAUAUCUGGAAGCACCAGCAGGUCAACCAGCCGUCCAUCUCCGGUACGGCCACCUUCUGGCAAUACAUCUCGAACCGCCAGAGCGCGCGAUCCGGCAGCGGUACCGUCACGACAAAGUGCCACUUUGAUGCCUGGGCGAAGCUGGGUCUGAACCUGGGCACUAUGAACUACCAGGUCCUUGCGACCGAGGGUUGGGGAAGUGCUUCCGGCAGCUCCAAGUACACCAUCACUGGUUAG